AUGAGGACCAUCUGCAGAACCUUUGGAGCAGAGGAAGACAUGGUGCUCUGUGAGAUGCUGGGGAGGCCAGAGUUUCCUCUGUUGUCUAAGGAAGGAGAUAUCACUAUUGGAGGAGUUUUCUACAUCCAAAAAGAAAUGAUGAAGCCUUCGCUUUCCUUCACAGAUGCUCCAGAACCUCUCAUAUGCUCCAGGAUGAAAAUGAGACAAUUUCACUUCGUCCAAACAAUGAUUUUUGCCAUACAGGAGAUCAACAAUAGCAGCUCUCUGCUGCCUAAUAUCUCAAUUGGUUAUAAGGUGUUUGACAACUGUGCUUCAACACUGUAUUCUUCGAGUGUGCAGAACUUAACUGGGCUGCAGUGGGUGGGCAGUGAGUCUUGGAUUACGGAAAGUCCUCUGGCCACCAAGGGGUACUCGGGAAUCCUGACAGGAUCUCUGGGCUUCACCCUUCGAAAAGCAAAGAUCCCAGGCCUGAGAGAAUUUCUUUUGCAGGUUAACCCAAGUCAAGACCCUCAUAAUAAUCUGGUGAGAGAGUUCUGGGAAGCCACAUUUGGUUGCAGUUUCCAACCCAGUCUGCAUGGUCAGGCCCAGUGCUCUGGUUCUGAAAGACUAGAGGACAUCAACAAUCCUUUCACAGAUGUGUCAGAACUAAGGAUAUCCAACAAUGUGUAUAAGGCUGUGUAUGCUGUGGCUCAUGCCUUGCAUAACAUGUUGAAAUGUGGACAAAGUGGUGAAGCGGUGAAUCAGUCCUGUAUCUGGAAAGAUUUUUUAGAGCCAAAAGAGGUUGUGAAACACCUCCAAGAUGUGAAUUUCACCCUUCAGUCAGGAGAAACUGUGGGUUUUGAUGAAAACGGAGACCCUGCAGCAACUUAUGAGCUGUUGAACUGGCAAAGAAACCAAGCAGGAGAUACUGUGUUUGUGGCUGUAGGGAGCUACGAUGCCUCACUACCGAAUGGAAAGCAGUUUAUCAUGAACGGAAUAAACACAACAUGGGCUGCCGGAUCCCCAAAGAGGCCACAGUCUGUCUGCAGUGAGAGUUGUCUGCCAGGUUUCCGGCAGGCUGUGAUUAAAGGCAAACCCAUCUGCUGUUUCUCCUGCAUCGCCUGUGCUGAUGGAGAGAUCAGCAACUCCAGCAAUUCUGCCGAGUGUUCACGGUGUCCACUGGAGUACUGGUCAAAUGAAGAUCACAGCCAGUGUGUUCCAAAGGUGAUCGAGUUCCUAUCUUACGGAGAAACCAUGGGCGCCCUCCUCGCUGCUUUCUCAUUGGUCGGAGCAAGUUUAACACUGGGGAUAUCAUGUGUCUUCUUUCGCUUUCGUCACACACCGCUCAUCAAAGCCAGUAACUCUGAGCUGAGCUUCCUGCUGCUCUUCUCCUUGACUCUUUGUUUCCUGUGCUCUCUGACCUUCAUAGGCCGGCCCUCUGAGUGGUCCUGCAUGCUACGACACACAGCAUUCGGCAUCACCUUUGUCCUGUGCAUGUCUUGUAUAUUGGCUAAAACCAUGGCAGUGGUGAACGCCUUUAAUGCUAAUAGGCCAUCGAACACAGUUCUUCAGUGCUCUGCUCCGCUUCAGAGAACAAGCGUUCUCAGCUGUACUUUACUGCAGGUGUUAGUUUGUGUGCUGUGGUUAACUCUUGCCCCGCCAUUCCCCUACAAAAAUACAGCUCAUGCCACUGAAAGGAUUAUUCUAGAGUGUGAUUUAGGUUCACCUAUCGGGUUCUGGGCUGUGCUGGGGUAUAUAGGACUCCUGGCUGUACUCUGCUUCGUCUUCACUUUUCUGGCUCGAAAGCUGCCUGAUAAUUUCAAUGAAGCCAAAUUCAUCACCUUCAGCAUGCUGAUAUUCUGUGCAGUCUGGAUCACAUUUAUCCCAGCGUAUGUCAGCUCUCCUGGGAAGUUCACUGUGGCUGUGGAGAUAUUUGCUAUUUUAGCCUCCAGUUAUGGACUACUUCUCUGUAUAUUUGCACCAAAGUGCUUUAUUAUUGUUCUCAAACCUGAAUUGAACACAAAAAAAACAUCUGAUGGGGAAAACAGGAUCCCAUUAAACAUGAAUUAAAUAACAGUCUUUGACUUUUUUAUUUCUAGACUUGUGGCUUGGUUUCAAUUUGGAAGUGACCCCAGAAUACCUUUCAUGAUAACAUAUAUAUUAUUUAGCUUUCUUUUUUCUGUAUCAAAAUAUAAAAAAAGCAACAAAGCAGCUGUAAUGUUUUUUCUUUUUCGAAGUCAAUUCAACAUUGUUGACCCUCCGCGACCCCUAAUGGGAUAAGCUGUUGCAGAUGAUGGAUGAUGAAUUUGCAUUUCAUGUGAAAAAAAACAACAACUUUAAAAAACAUCUUUAGCACACCUGACUCAUUGAUCUUUUAUCUGACUAAAGAUUGUUAGAAUCGGUGGCCCCGACCAUGGCUCUGAAAUAUCAGUAGCCUAACUGUACUGUGUAUUGGUAAAUCCAUGACGCGGUCCAUGGUGCUGAACUUGCAGAUGGAUUUGUAAUUCAGACUUUUUAUCUGUGUCUGUUCUGUUUUACCUUUUUCAUUGUUAUAGAUUUGGCAAAUAAAAAAAAUCCAUCUUUGAAACAAACUUGUUCAUAUUUUCUCUUUCCAGCUAA
Sebastes umbrosus (honeycomb rockfish) is the source of this 2598-nucleotide messenger RNA. RefSeq names its product extracellular calcium-sensing receptor-like. The record is from RefSeq and is a predicted model, not a curated record. The transcript is spliced from 7 exons. Gene Ontology annotation, cellular component: membrane. The coding region runs from base 1 to 2049 and encodes 682 amino acids. Gene Ontology annotation, molecular function: G protein-coupled receptor activity. Lineage: Eukaryota; Metazoa; Chordata; Actinopteri; Perciformes; Sebastidae. Gene Ontology annotation, biological process: G protein-coupled receptor signaling pathway.